AUGUCCUCCACCCAGCGCAGCUGUAGCCGCAGCGCCAGCCUCAGCGACAGGCCGACAGCGAGACCUAGCUCGCUAGCUCCGCCUCCGCGUCUCCGCCGCUUCGCGCGUUUCCUCCUUCAUUCACCGGCACGGGCCGCGGCGGCUUCCUUCUUCUCACUCUGCUGCGCCGCCUCUAAUAGCAGACCGGCAGCAACCAACUUUCCCAUCCAGGAGCAGGGGGAAUAUCAGCAGCAUCACCAUUCACCCGGCGUUGUUAUAUAUUUAGGUAUACAGCUGCCAUUCUCUUUUCUUUUCUACUUACAGUACAUAUUCUGGACCCUAAUUACUAGUUAG
Messenger RNA from Linum trigynum, 333 nucleotides. NCBI's taxonomy places the organism in Eukaryota, Viridiplantae, Streptophyta, Magnoliopsida, Malpighiales, Linaceae. The record is from the annotation of a GenBank genome assembly.